Molecule: messenger RNA, 1164 nt
Organism: Paramuricea clavata
Lineage: Eukaryota; Metazoa; Cnidaria; Anthozoa; Malacalcyonacea; Plexauridae
Source: the annotation of a GenBank genome assembly
AUGGCUAAAGUGCUGGAAAAGCUGCAGCUCAAACUGAACCUUCCCAGUUCACGUAUAAAUGAUAAUCAGCAUGCCUUUACAACCAAACGAUCAACCGUGUCCGCACUCACCAACAUCUCGCAGAACUGGUUUAAUGUGACCGACAAUACUCAUAGCGCCAAAAAUGGAGUUCAUGCACUAUUCAUAGAUUUUCGCAAAGCGUUUGACCUUGUUGACCACGGAAUUCUACUUCGUAAGCUCGCAAAAAUGAAUGUAACCAAAGCCUUUUGGCAAUGGACGCGUAGUUUUCUGGAAGAUAGAAGACAACAGGUUAAACUAGCAGGAACCCUAUCAUCGGUCAAACCUUGUCCUGCAGGAGUCCCACAAGGUUCUGUGAUGUCCCCCGCUCUUUUUAAUAUUCACAUUAACGAUAUUGAGAACUCAAUCCCAAAUGGAUUAUCCAUAAACAUAUGCAAAUACGCGGAUGAUUGUACACAGGACGAAGUGGUGUCACAAGGUUCAUCCAGCCAUAUGCAGGAGGCCCUUGAAGCAGUACAAGAAUGGUCUAAUAGGAACAAAAUGACGAUAAAUUCGAAAAAAACAAAAGAUAUGUGGAUAUGUUUUAACACAGCAAUACCGGCACCAGAACCAUUGGUCAUUGGAAACGAGGUAGUGGAAAGAGUAAAUUCUCAUAAACUGUUGGGUGUCUGGCAUCAAAACAAUUUGAAAUGGAACUGUCAUGUUAAGAACAUUGUAAGGAAAGCAAAUAAACGAAUGUUUAGUCUGAGAGAAUGCCGUAGGGCGAAUCUUCCUCCUGAGGUCGGUAUUACAUGUUAUGAAUCCAAGAUUAGCCCUGUUUUAGAAUAUGCAGCUCCGAUAUGGGGUGGUUUACCACAAUAUCUCAUUGAUGAAAUAGAGAGCAUUCAAAACAGAUGCAUCAAAAUCCUCGGCACAUCUCGGUGCAACUUUGAAACGCGAGAACAAAGAAGGGCACACCUAACUGUUAAGGAAUACCAAAGAAUUCUAAGUGAUCCGACCAACCCAUGUAAUAAACUUAUCCCCCAACCUUUUACCCAUGAACACGAUCUAAGAGCAACAAAUAAUCUACCAUAUGUUGUAUCGUAUACUAAAAGACACCGGCAAUCCUUUAUACCUAGAGCUAUAUCCCUUUUAAAACAGUCGUAA